Molecule: messenger RNA, 394 nt
Organism: Cladocopium goreaui
Lineage: Eukaryota; Dinophyceae; Suessiales; Symbiodiniaceae
Source: the annotation of a GenBank genome assembly
GACGUGCGUCAUGCAAGUCGCAACAGUGCGCAGCCUUAGGCGCGAAAUACAGAGAGACGGUGGUGUCGAACAUGCGCAACGAAGAUGCGCGAUCACUGGGCGUGCAGCAACACCUGGCGCGAUGGGGUUACCGGAGAAGGCCGCAAGCGCAGGUCGCGAAGGGCUCGCGCGAGUGGCAAGUGGCGCGGGCGGCCCGCACAAGUUGCCUCUCGCGUGCGGGCCGCGAGGGAGAGGACAAUGGAAUCUAUGAAACAGUUGUUUACUCCGUGGGAACUAGCUGCAUGGACAACGGCAUUUCCCCCACUUUGGGCGAGACCGCUCAUGCGGCCCUCGGGGGUGGGUUUGCAAAGAUCUUGAGCCAAAGACUACCACCAUACGAACAAUACACUGGCCG